GUUUGUGUGUGUGGCAGUCAUGUUUUGUCCUCACCACUAUCUGACACACACACAGUACAGCUCUCUCUCUCUCUCACACACACACAAACACUAACUAUAUGGCGUAAACUCGAUUCCUGAUAGUGCAAGCAAAGCAAGGCAAAGCAAGGGACUUACUUUUUUUCUUUUGAGUCUCUAAUCUCUCUCACACACACACCUUUGUCUGUUAAAAUCUGCUUUUUUUUCCUUUCUCCUUUUUUUGUCCCAACACAACACCUCACUCUCACCUCUAUAAGCUAGCUAUAAGCUCUUGCUUAGUGCUUCACUCACUCACUACCAAAACCUUAUCUCUUGUCUUUAUUUCCUUCCAACUCAAUUACCCUAGUUACUCUCUCUAUUAAUGUUUUCUACUUCUACUACUACUAUAUCUCUUUGUUUUAAGGCACCCAAAUAGAUCAUUAUAUACUAGACAGUGUUUCAUGUUUUCCUUUCUUCUCCCUUUCAUCUCAAUUUGUGGCUGACUACUACAAUAUAUAUAAAGGUUUAUUUCUAUAAUCUGUUUUCAUUAUAUCUUCUCACUUAAACCUAUACUCACUAUUUAUCUAUCUCAUCACUUUAUCUUUCUUUCUUUCUUUCUUUUACUCACACACACACUUUGUCUCUUCUCCUUUUGAAGAGAGAGAGAGAGAGAGAUUAGCAAAUAUAAGACCCAGGGUGGGAAAGUGUCUUAUGUGAUAGCUUAAAAAGUUGUCUUCUCAUCAUCAUCAUCACCAUAUGUUAUUCCUACUAAUUAAUUAAUCACUACUUCUCUCACUCAUAUUGCCCUGCUAUAGCUUGUCCACACCCACCCACCCAGGUAAUUAAAGUUUCCUUCUUCCUUCCAACAAAAUGAUCAUGAUUUGAAUGAAUUUGAAGAGGGAGGCAGCAGGCAGAGGUUGACACUUAAUUAUUAUAAUUUUGGCACUUUUGUGUGUUCUUGUUCUUUGUUUUUUGGUCUCCAAACAAGAAAACACUCAUCAUCCAUCCAUCCAUCCAUCCAGUGUCCAAAGAAUGGAACUUUCCAGCAGCCAAGAUGGGGAUAUCCCAAUCCCAAUAAUAAACAACACUAAUAAUUAUGGUGGUGAUGUUAGUUCUAAUGGACAUGCUCAACAUCACAUGCUUCAUCACCAUCAUCAUCAUGUUCAUGACCAUCCUCCUACACUACACCACAACCAUAAUCACGGUAAUAUUAUAAUAUCAUCUUCCUCAACUGCAGCAGCAGUACCAGUGGCAGUAGUACCUCAAAACCCUUCAAUUAAUGGCACUACCACCACCACCACCUCUAUGCAAGCUGCUGUCAGUGGUGUGGAAUUAGAUCAUGAUCACUCUUCCUACAAGAAAUCAUCAUCAUCAGUUGUGAGGUACAGAGAAUGUCUUAAAAACCAUGCAGCUGCAAUGGGAGGGAAUGCCACAGAUGGUUGUGGUGAGUUCAUGCCAAGUGGUGAACAAGGUACCAUUGAGGCACUCAACUGCUCUGCCUGUCAUUGCCACAGAAACUUCCACAGAAAAGAGGUUGAAGGUGAUAGUACUGAGGAAGACAGCUACCACCACCACCAUAACUCUUCAUCCGCCUUUAACUUCAACUUCAACAGGCAGCAGCACCACCACAGCAUGAGGAAAUUCAUGUUACCUCUUCCUGAUCUUGGCUACCACCACCACCACCACCACCCUACUCCUCCUAAUAAUACUGCAUCAGCAGCCACCACAGGUAACAACAACAACAACAACAUUCUUCCUUCUAGAGCUGUACCACCACCCCCACAUGGACAUGGCCACAUCAUUAUGCCAUUCAACUACAACAUACCUUCUGAAUCUGAUGAACAAGAAGAUCAGGCGGGUAGACCACCAACUCAUCAUCAGCAGCAGCAGCAGGUGGUGAUGAAGAAAAGGUUCAGAACAAAGUUCACACAGGAACAGAAGGACAAAAUGUUCAACUUUGCUGAGAAAGUUGGGUGGAAAUUUCAGAAGCAAGAGGAAUCUCUAGUGCAACAGUUCUGCCAAGAGAUUGGAGUCAAAAGAAGAGUGCUCAAGGUUUGGAUGCAUAACAAUAAACACAAUCUCGCCAAAAAGCAAUUACAAGAUCAACAUACUACUACUGCUAAUCAUCUCCCAACUCCUUAAUAUUAUUGUUGUUUGUUAGUUAAUUACCACCAAAUUUUCUUGCUUGCAUUUCUAAAUAAUUAACAUUCAUGUAUGUAUCUGUCUUCUGUGUACUUGAUGUGGUAAUUAAUUUAGUUUAGGAAUAUUGCAUUUGCAUAUUAAUUAAUUAAUAUUAUGUGUACUUGAGUUGAGUUGAGUAGUGGUGUAUGAUGAGUGUAUCUCUCUCUCUCUCUACUCAAUUAGGCUUAACAUGCAUGUCUGGAUAUAUAUCAUGGACUAGAUAUGUCUGAGGUCGAUUUGUUUGUAUUACUAUUACUAUUAGAAUUGAGAAAUAGCCUUUUUUUUC
Molecule: messenger RNA, 2464 nt
Organism: Trifolium pratense (red clover)
Lineage: Eukaryota; Viridiplantae; Streptophyta; Magnoliopsida; Fabales; Fabaceae
Product: zinc-finger homeodomain protein 4
Exons: 2
Coding region: 1030-2139 (369 amino acids)
Biological process (GO): regulation of DNA-templated transcription; regulation of developmental process
Cellular component (GO): nucleus
Molecular function (GO): DNA-binding transcription factor activity; transcription cis-regulatory region binding
Source: RefSeq, a predicted model, not a curated record